UGACCGACGCCCCAAAACUUGAAAUAAUUAUGAGAGCGAAAGGAAGUACAUAUUUGGACCCGGAAGUGUAGAGAGUUCUCUCGCUGCUUAGUGAGACAAAAUGGCGCAAGGCUUUGGAAGUGCCACUGUAGACCUACUUUCCAGUGACUGCUCCUGGGAUGAAGGUGAAGAUGAGGUAAACGUGACGGGACCCUGCCGUUGUUUGUUUUGUCCAUGUAUGUGUGAAAAUGCCAUCUCCUCUUUGGAACAUUUGCAGUUAGAGCAUCAGAUAAACUUGAGGGAGCUUUGUCAGAACAUGUCCUUCACAUCCUACAAUUGCAUCCAGAUGAUUAACUACAUUCGAAAAGAGAAAAUUCUUCCAUCAGAAUUGACACAAAUUUUUGAAACUCAGUUGUUUCCGUGGAAUGAUCCUAAAUAUCUCAAGCCAGAAGAUGAUGAAGAUCCAAUGCUUAUGUUAGAAAUUGUUCCUUGCAAUUUUGAUGAAAGUGGUCCAAGUCGUGUAAAUCCUGUUGACCCACAAGUUCCUAUUGGCACUGCAGAAAAUGGUUUAGAUUCAACGUUUGGAAUGAAUAAUGGUUACAACAUGACAAUAUCUGAACUGGGUGAAAAACUAAAAAUUUCUGAAAAUAGGUGCCACACGUUAACUGAUGCGUUAAGACGAGCUGUCAGUGACCUAAAUAAAGUCAGGGACUGUGCUAAUGAAUUUUACCUGAGUGCAGAAUCCAACUCAUCACAGUGUCAGUGCAACGCAGUGCAGAACCUAACCCAAGAUGAGGACGAAGCAUACUUUGGUUCUUACGGACAUUUUAGUAUUCACAGAGAAAUGUUACAGGUGAGUUGUUUCUAUGUCAAGCUUGGGGUGUCUGUAUAUGUAUUAGGUUGUGCUAAAUUUCUGUGUACUUACAGAAAUAUUACAGAUAACAACCUGUUGCCCUCAAUGGGACAGAUCCAAGUCUAG
This is a messenger RNA of Octopus sinensis (East Asian common octopus), 958 nucleotides long. Its product is annotated as protein arginine N-methyltransferase 3. Bases 101 to 958 code for a protein of 285 amino acids. NCBI's taxonomy places the organism in Eukaryota, Metazoa, Mollusca, Cephalopoda, Octopoda, Octopodidae. The record is from RefSeq and is a predicted model, not a curated record. The transcript has 6 exons.